Messenger RNA from Mangifera indica (mango), 1567 nucleotides. Its product is annotated as NAC domain-containing protein 100-like. Bases 340 to 1344 code for a protein of 334 amino acids. The transcript has 3 exons. The record is from RefSeq and is a predicted model, not a curated record. Lineage: Eukaryota; Viridiplantae; Streptophyta; Magnoliopsida; Sapindales; Anacardiaceae. Gene Ontology annotation, molecular function: DNA binding. Gene Ontology annotation, biological process: regulation of DNA-templated transcription.
CAAAAGGGUCUCCCAAGUUAUCAUUAUCUUAUACAAAAUAAUUCAUAAAAUACAUCAAAACCCUAAUUGAAGAAUUUGUUUUCUCUCCAUGCAAGUAAGCUUCUAAUUUCUCCUGGAAGCUUUUCAAUAUUCAGGGUUGUCAAAUUUCCAGUUACUUCGGAAACAAGAGCUCCAACCUCUCUCCCUAUUUUGCAUGUGUGUUUACUGUGUGUAUGGAAUAUGAAGAUCUUCGUCACUUUUGUUUAGUUUUUUGGGAUAUUAUUGUGUUGAUUUCAAUUUGUUUUAGUACAGAAUCAACAUAAUCAAGAGGGGAAGAAGCAAAUCGAAGAGGGUAAAGAGAUGGAAGGAGAAAGAAAGGAGGAAAGUCUGCCACCAGGGUUUCGUUUUCAUCCAUCAGAUGAAGAACUCAUCACUUACUAUCUUGUAAACAAGAUCUCAGAUGCUAAUUUCACAGGAAGAGCUGUUGCUGAUGUUGAUCUCAACAAAUGCGAGCCUUGGGAUCUUCCAGGAAAGGCGAAAAUGGGAGAAAAAGAAUGGUACUUUUUUAGCCUACGAGAUCGAAAAUACCCAACUGGUGUAAGAACAAAUCGAGCCACCAACACUGGUUACUGGAAGACCACAGGAAAAGACAAGGAGAUCUUCAAUAGUGUGACUUCAGAGUUGGUGGGGAUGAAGAAAACAUUGGUUUUCUAUAAAGGGAGAGCUCCCAGAGGAGAAAAAACCAACUGGGUUAUGCAUGAAUAUCGCAUCCACUCUAAAUCAUCUUUCAGAACUGCCAAGGAUGAAUGGGUGGUUUGCCGAGUGUUUCAGAAGAGCGCAGGAGUGAAAAAAUUCCCCACAACUCAAUCCCGUGCUGUAAAUCCGGUGUACAAUUUCGACAUCGGAGCAAAUUUACUGCCUUCACAAAUGAUGCCGGCGGCCGCCGAGAACUAUCACUUUCCGGUUGGAAGAAACUACAUGGGAAACCCUGAUCAAUUCGCUGAGUUCACAAGGAUAUUAAGAGGAGGCGCAUCAACCAGUGUUAAUCUACCAUUUCAAUCCAUGAACUACCCAUUGUCCGCUGGCGGCGCAGGAAGCGGCGGCGGCUUCACAAUCUCCGGACUAAAUCUAAAUCUUGGAGCUGGAGGAGCCACGGCACAGCCUGUAUUACGACCUAUGCAACAGCCUCCUCCUCAACAAGAUGUUUCUUCCUCCAUGAACAUGAUGGCAAGCAGUGCUAGUUUUGGUGGGGAGGCUGCAGCAAGCUAUGCAGCAGACCAAAUCCAUAACCCUAAUGGAGGUGGAAACAGAUACAUGGGCAUGGAGCAUUGUAUGGAUUUAGAUAACUAUUGGCCUACUUACUAAAGAGUGGAGAAGAAUAAUGAAUUUCAGUUGAGAAAAGCUAGAUUAAGAAGUAGAUUAAGUCUGUUAAUGUAGUAAACCUUAAGCUUGUUUCACUUCAAAUUUUAAUUUCUUCUGUUUCAUGUUGGAAAUUGCCAUGUAAGUGGGUGAAGUGCCCCAGUUAUCAGAGACAUUCAAAUCUUUUUUAUCAGUAACAGACUGAAAUCACUGGACUUCAUCAACUCAA